This is a messenger RNA of Maudiozyma saulgeensis, 2658 nucleotides long. The record is from the annotation of a GenBank genome assembly. NCBI's taxonomy places the organism in Eukaryota, Fungi, Ascomycota, Saccharomycetes, Saccharomycetales, Saccharomycetaceae.
AUGUCAUAUUCUGAAUCUGUGGAGCAAGCUAUCUCCAAUAUUAAGCAACAAACGGUAUUAAUGCAACGUAGUUUAAAUAAUCGUAAAUUAAUGGAUGCCCUGAAAUUUACCUCCACUAUGUUGACAGAAUUACGUAAUCCAAGAUUAUUACCAAAACAAUAUUAUGAAUUAUAUAUACAAAUAUUUGAUUCAUUAACAAUUUUAUCUGCUUAUCUUGUAGAAAAUCAUUCGAAUGGUCAUCAUUUAGCUGAUCUGUACGAAUUAGUUCAAUAUGCAGGAAAUGUGGUCCCUAGAUUAUAUUUAAUGAUUACAGUUGGAACAAGCUAUCUUAAGAUACCGGAAUCUCCAAGAGAAGAAAUUUUAAAAGAUAUGAUUGAAAUGUGUCGUGGUGUUCAAAAUCCAAUUAGAGGUUUAUUUUUAAGAUAUUAUUUAUCUCAACGUACAAAACAAUUAUUAUUACCGGAAGAUGAUAAAGAUUCAAUUGAAUUUAAUUCACAAUUUAUUAUUACAAAUUUUAUUGAAAUGAAUAAAUUAUGGGUUAGACUUCAACAUCAAGGCCCAUUACGUGAAAGAGAUCAAAGAACAAAAGAACGUAAAGAAUUACAAAUCCUAGUUGGAUCGCAAUUAGUUAGAUUAUCACAAGUGGUUGAUGAUAAUUUAAAAUUAUAUAAAAUUGAAAUUUUACCAAUAUUAUUAGAACAAAUUGUUCAAUGUAGAGAUGUCGUUUGUCAAGAAUAUCUUUAUGAUGUUAUUUGUCAAGUGUUUCCAGAUGAAUUUCAUUUGAAAACUUUGGAUUCUUUACUUGAUACAUCGUUACAAUUGAGUACAGAAGUAUCUGUAACAAAGAUCAUUUUAACUUUAAUAACUAGAUUAAAUGGUUAUAUUGAAAGAGUACAACAAGAAAAUGAAAAUAGAGAUGAAUCAAAUAAUAUUUUUCAAAGAUUUUGGAAACAUUUAUUAAAAUUAAAUGAGGAGAGACCAGAUUUAUCCAUUCAAGAAUUAAGUGGUAUAAUUCUUGGUAUUAUGAAUUUAUCAUUGACUUGGUACCCUGAUAAUAUUGAAAAUCUAAAUCGAUUAUUUAGUUUAGUAGCACAAAAAUGCAAAGAUUUUGGUGAAGAAAAGACAAGUGAAUCUGAAUCAUUUAUGGUGGAUUUAUUAACGGCUCAGAAACUUGAAGUAGUAAAAGAUUUCCCAAUUUAUUAUUUCAAUUUAAUUACACAAUGUGAAUCAUUUAGAACUUUAUUAACUCUUCAAAGUUCUUCAUCUCAAAUGGAAGUUUUAACAAAAAUUAUAGAUUCUUUCUUGGGAAGAUUAAUGGGUACUAAACAACAAACACGAAAUAAAGAUGGUGAUAAAUCACAGUUAUUAAUUACAUCAAAGACUCAAUUAGAACGGUUUUUAGCUGUAUUAGAACCAAUGAUUACUCAUAAGGAUACUAAAAAAGAAAAUGAUGAAGGAAACGAUACAAUAAGCCGUGAAUUUACUUUAUCUAUAUACCAAGAAAAAUUAACCAAAAUAUGUCAUUUCUUAAUGCUAAGUUUAGAUAAAUCGACGUUCAAGACAAUUGAAUCAGAAAUUGAAUUAUUAUUAAUGAUUAAGAAUGUAUUUCAUAAAGGUGGUAAAAAUAUUAAAUUUACAUAUCCUGCUAUUAUAACCAAUUUUUGGAGAAUGAUUAGAAAAUGUAAUAUUUACAAGAAAAGAAUACCAAAAAAACAAAUUUACUAUGACAAUUUAAUUAAACAAAAUUUUAAAUAUAUUUCUCGUUGCAUUAAUGAUAUGUUCAAUAAUUGUGGAAAGAAUAGUGUGGAUACUAUUUAUAAAUUAAACCUUCAAAAUGCUGCCCUCGCGGAUCAAUUAUCAUUAGUUGACAUAUCAUAUGAUUUCUUCUCAGAAGCGUUUAGUGUUUUUGAAGAAUCAUUAAGUGAUUCAAAGACCCAAUUCCAAGCGUUGAUAUAUAUGGCACAAACAUUACAAAAGACCAGAUCCUUAUAUAAGGAAAACUACUAUAAUUCAUUAAUUGUAAGAACCACAUUACACGGUUCAAAAUUAUUGAAGAAACAAGACCAAUGUCGUGCAGUUUAUAUUUGUUCACAUUUAUGGUGGGCAACAGAAAUUUCUUCAGUUGGGGAGGAAGAAGGUGAGACAACGGAUUUCUUCCGUGAGGGGAAACGUGUCCUUGAAUGUUUGCAACGGUCAUUAAGAGCUGCUGAUUCUCGUAUGGAUAAUGUUGAAAGUUGCGAAUUGAUGGUCGAGAUAUUAAAUGUUUGUUUGUAUUAUUUUGUUCAUGGUGAUGAACAAACUACACAUGUGGGUGUCAGUUAUAUCAAUGGAUUAAUUGAAUUAAUCAAGAAUAAUUUAAAAUCAUUACGUCUUGAAGAAGAACAAAGAUUAUCAGAAAUUGAUACUACUAAGAUAGAUUCUGAUAAUGAAACAAAUACUUCACCUUAUAAUAAGUAUAAUUAUGUCAUGGGUUUGGAUGGAACAUAUAUUAAAUUGGGUAACGUCAAUAACAGUUCGUCAGCUAACAUUGAUUUUAAAGUUAAAGAUAUGAAGAUUAAUGAUAUGAUACAAAUUCCUAUUAAACAUUUUGAUAGAACAUGUGAAUAUAUAUUAAAUCAAAGGGAUAUCGAUAAUAGGUUUAAGACAGUGGUGAUAUAG